Molecule: messenger RNA, 489 nt
Organism: Prorocentrum cordatum
Lineage: Eukaryota; Dinophyceae; Prorocentrales; Prorocentraceae
Source: the annotation of a GenBank genome assembly
AUGAUAUCAGUUUGCAGGGUCCUCACCGCCAGAGGCACGCCGAGGAUCGGCGCGGCCUUCAUUCGGACUGCCUUUAACGGCUGGUGCACUGCUCGCCGCUUCCAGGGGCGCGCCGGCUGUCUUCUGGGGUGCGGGCGUGGGAACGACAGCAUCGAGCACUACAGCGAUUGCGCGACGUACCACAGCUUCUGCCGCCAGCACGCGGGGCUGGCGGCCCCAGCCGCGGAGGACAGGUUGGCUUGCUUCCUGAACUUGGGGCAUUCGACUCUGAUUCGGCGUGACGCUGGUUGCUCCAGAGAGCGCGCAACGAUGCUGCGCGCUCUCACCGUGUAUGCCGCUUAUCGUGUACAGGCGUCAGUUCGGUCAGGGUCAUUGCAAGUCGCCGAGGCCGCGGGCGCUCUGCCGGCCAUGCUGCGGGAGGGUGCCCGCGGGCACCCUGCCCUGGAGUCACUGCUGCGCGUGGCGCGGCGCCGGCAGCGCGAGCAGUAG